Molecule: messenger RNA, 1023 nt
Organism: Rubroshorea leprosula
Lineage: Eukaryota; Viridiplantae; Streptophyta; Magnoliopsida; Malvales; Dipterocarpaceae
Source: the annotation of a GenBank genome assembly
CGUCUUUGGUCAAUCUGGUGUUCUUGGAAACCCUGAAUUUGCAAACCAUAAAUAAGUUUUCUUGGGAAUCAACUGUACAAUUGCCAGAUGUAUUAUGGAAGAUGGUGUGGUUGAGACAUCUAUAUCUUCCAAAGUGGUGGUGAUGUAACUGAUAAGUUGCAGCUGGCAAGUCUAACAAAUGUGAUGUUAAAGAUCUUCUCAGGUUGACCAAUCUCAGGAAACUUGUGCUGAAUGAUGCCAGAUACUUCGGAAACUUUGUCAGAUUCUUUGAUCCUCUAAGAAGCACAUUAAACUUCCUCAUGUCCUUGUCUUUAAAGACUGAUAUUCUCUCCUUUCCUGGUAAGGUUGUUGAUAUAAGGCAGCUAUUAUUAGUCUAUCCUCGUCUUUGCAAGCUGCACAUAGAAGGGCGGAUAGAGAACCUACCUCAGUACCAUUAGUUCCCUCCCUACCUUGCCAAGUUAACUUUGUGGGGACCUAGGCUUUAGGAAGACCCAAUGAAGACUCUGGGAAGCUGCCAAACUUAAGAUACUUUAACGGGUGGGAAGUGUUUGUCAGAAAGAAAAUGGUUUGCUCAAGAAAAGGUUUUCCCCAACUCAAGACCUUGCUCCUUCGUGGCCUUCCCAAUUUAGAGGAGGGGACAGUGGAGGAAGGAGCCAUGCCUAGUCUGGUUCGUCUAGGAAUUUCAGAUUGCUAUAAACUAAAGGUGUUUCCUGAAGGUUUGAUGUUCAUCACUACUCUUAAGGAACUGGAGAUUAGAUGGAUGACUAGAGCAUUCAAAGGUCUCCUUCAAGAAGAUGGAAAGGAUUUCUACAAAAUCCCGCACAUGCCUUCUAUUGUAUUUCUAAAUUGAGAAGGGUGAUCGUCAAGUAAAAAAGUGGUCCUAGUAGAGUUACUGUAGACUUUCAUGUUUAAUAUUUUUGUUUGCUUAGUAUUACUUACAAUUUUUUGGCAUUUGGCUAAAAUAUGUGCUUAAAAGUUGUAACUUGUAACUGCACCUGCUGCUAAUAACAUGCUCAAAUAUUU